Messenger RNA from Phytomonas sp. Hart1, 1263 nucleotides. Lineage: Eukaryota; Euglenozoa; Kinetoplastea; Trypanosomatida; Trypanosomatidae. The record is from the annotation of a GenBank genome assembly.
AUGCUUUUUCCUGGUGGCUCUAUGGUGCAAAAGUUUAAGCGAUUUGAUGUCUUCCCAAAGUUCGAUCGAAAAUUUGAGGUAGACGCGCGCCAUAGAACAAUAUCGGGUGGCAUCUUCUCAAUUGUAUCUCUAGUCAUCAUUUUAAUGCUGAUCAUCAGUGAAACACGCUAUUUCCUUUCAUCGAAAACAACGCAAGAUAUGCUAGUUGAUCCCACAGUAGGCGGUGAGAUGCCAAUAAUUCUUAACCUCACCUUUCAUCGCGUCUCAUGUGACCUCAUAGUCAUUAAUUCCAUUGACGCGCUUGGUUCACAUAUGGAUCACAUAGUGACAAAGACGGUGAAGACGCGUGUAAAUCCAGAUACAUUAAGACCGCUUGGGGAGGAAAAUCCUAUUAUAGAGAAUACAUUGGUUAGUAAAACACUUGACCAAGAUAGUGCGAAAAUUUCAAAAUGCCCAUCCUGCCACGGUGCCGAGUUGUACAAAGGUCACUGCUGCUUUACUUGCGACGAUGUCCGAAAUGCCUAUGAACAAAGAGGCUGGAAGUUUAGCACCGAAAAAAACCAAAUUGAGCAGUGUGCAGAGGAGCGUCAACGAUUGGCUUCCGCACUUUUGGCCAAUGAAGGAUGCAAUAUCUACACCAAAUUAUCCGUCGCCCGCGUAACUGGCAUUCUUCAAUUCAUUCUUGGCGAACUUCACACCCACUCUGGUAUCCCCCAUAUAGACAUCGGGAGCGACUCCUUUCGGAACCUCAACCUGAGCCACGUGAUUCACCAGCUUGAGUUUGGCGAGGCCUUUCCGGGUCAGAUUAACCCCCUCACAGGGGUGGAGCAGAUCCGCGGGCGGGAUUUGGAUACCAACGCGAAGCGCUUCAUGAACGGCCGCUUUAGCUACUUUGUGAAGGUGGUCCCCACACGCUAUAAGACGACCUCGCUGCUCCUCAGCACGAGCACCACGACGGAUUCCAGCCAGUACUCCGUCACCCAUCACUUUACCCCCUCCCUUGGGAAGAUGGAUGGGGAAAAAAAAGAAACAGGUAGACCAGCGCCGCCAACUGGGGUCAUUCCUGGGGUCUUUAUCACGUACGAUCUAUCGCCCAUAAAAGUCCAUAUCGUGCGCAGCCACCCGUACCCGUCUUUUGCGCAUUUUAUUUUGCAGCUCUGCGCCGUGUGUGGGGGUGUCUUCACUGUUGGUGGGCUCAUAGAUGCUAUGUUAUAUCACACAGUAAGGCGCUUGAAAAAGCACAGUGAAGGAAAAUUAAUGUAG